Messenger RNA from Colletes gigas, 640 nucleotides. RefSeq lists its product as uncharacterized. NCBI's taxonomy places the organism in Eukaryota, Metazoa, Arthropoda, Insecta, Hymenoptera, Colletidae. The transcript has 2 exons. The coding region runs from base 146 to 556 and encodes 136 amino acids. The record is from RefSeq and is a predicted model, not a curated record.
GGAACGUGGAAGGUGGAGAACACCUUAAAGAUCCCCGAGCCCGAGCGACGAUUCGUGUCAAAAAGUUCUCGACGGUCAUCCAGGCCAUCACCAACGUUCACCAGGUGCGACAAACGUGCAAUUUCCUUCUCGAGCUGCUACAACGAUGAAAACUUCGUCGAUCCUUGCAUUGGUGGUGGUCCUUUACGGACUCUUCUGGUUAACAUUCAUCGACGCCAGUCCCACACCGAGUACUACCACAGGGCUGGAAUUAACCGAUGAGGCGAGGAACGUCAUUUCGUCGCUGUGGAACGAGGCGUCCGGCUUCAGAAAAACCGUGAUGUCCUACGCCCAAAGCUUGGAGUCCAAACUCACCACUAUACCUAGGGAGAUCAUGACAAAUAUUAUACAAUAUUUAAGAGCUAUGUUCAAACAGGUCGUUUCAUUCUUUGGCCUGUCGGGCAACUCGUUUCUGGGAUUCGACAUAAACAAUACUUCCUCCAGCGGGAAAAGUCGAAGAAGCAUAGUAACCGGGAUCGUAUACCCGACUCACAACUUGCUGGAUCGAUUAACCUAACCUCAAAGUUUCAGGACUAUUAUAACAAUCAAACGCAAAAGUGUUGAUUUAUGUAGAAAUAUAAAUAAAAAUAUCAGAGUAUAA